Molecule: messenger RNA, 873 nt
Organism: Lasiosphaeria miniovina
Lineage: Eukaryota; Fungi; Ascomycota; Sordariomycetes; Sordariales; Lasiosphaeriaceae
Product: S-adenosyl-L-methionine-dependent methyltransferase
Exons: 3
Coding region: 1-873 (290 amino acids)
Source: RefSeq, a predicted model, not a curated record
AUGCCCUCACCCGAUCCCAUCCCCAGCUCCAACGAAGCCGACCUCCGUCAACCCGCCCUCGCAGCAUGGACCGCCAUCGCCUCCUACUGGGACGCGACCAUCGGCGCGGGCGGCAACAAGUACUGGACGCGCCUGCAGGAACCAUGCCUCACCCGCCUGCUAGGCACGCACCUCGCACGCCCGGGAUGCCGCGCGCUGGACCUGGCGACGGGCAACGGGCUGUGCGCGCGGUGGCUGGCGGCGCGGGGCGCCGCGGCGGUCGUGGCGACGGACGGCAGCGGGGCGAUGCUCAAGCUUGCGGCGCGGCGGGUUGCUGAGGACUGUGGUCUCGGUGUGGAUGGUGAUAAGAUUGUCCUGCGCAGGCUGGAUGUUACGGAGCCUGCGGAUUUUGAUAAGCUGGUGGACGACGAGGGAAGCCAGCGGUUCGAUGUCGUGCUCGCGAAUAUGGCGCUCAUGGACGUGGCGACGCUGGAGCCGCUUGCCGUGGCCCUGACGCGGCUGCUGGGCCCGGACGGCGUCUUCGUCGCGACGGUGCUGCACCCCGUGUUCUUCACGUCUGGCGCGUCGCGCAACAUCGACCUGCGCUUCGACCCGGCGACGGGCGAGCUCGGCGUCGUGCGCGCCAAGGUGGUCAGGGACUACCUGUUCGUCCCGCCGGCCAAGGGCGUAGCCUUCGUUGACCAGCCGGAGCGACAGCUGUAUUUCCACCGCCCGAUCCACGAGCUGCUGGGCGUGUUUUUCCGCGCCGGGCUCGUCCUGGACGCCUUGGAAGAGCCGGCGUUUACGGCCGCCGACCACGAGGCCAGGCUCGAGUCCAGCGCCAACUACACGCAGCUGCCGGCACUACUUGCGUUUCGGAUGCGGCUUGCCUAG